GUAUCCACUAGGUGUCGCUGUAUUUUAUGAAUGAGCAGACUUCGUAUGCCUUGUUAGGAAUCUGUGUCUGAAAACCAACAAAGAUGUAUGCUGUAUUAACAGUCCUAGCAUUACUGGUCAUGGAUGGAGGAAUGGCUGCCAGCAACAAGGUCCUGUCAGAAUGGACUGCUGCAGAUUAUCCAAACCCAGCUAGAGAUUGGACCCUAUGUGGAAGAUAUGAAAAGUCCCUUGUUUGUGAUCCAAAUGGUCUUCUUUCUACAAAAGAAGCUGACACUCUGGACUGGUUGUUGAGAGGAGUAGUGAAUGAUACCAAGUGUCCAUGCUCUGCCUGGAAAUGUGAAUCAAAGAAAUCGGGAUAUGUUGUUGCUGUAGCAUUGGUCAGGAAACUAAACAUUCCAAAAACUGGCCCUGCUCCAGUUGAUGACAAUGAGAAACUUGCAGCUCUAAGACAGUUUGCAUUCGACCUUGAGAACAAUAAAUGGAGGUUUGGAGAAUGUAACGAGGAUGUUAUCAUCGCUUACUCGGCUGAAGAGGGAGCAGUUUUCACAUUUGCUGGAGGUACUGCCAAUAGAAGAUUAAACCAGGACUUGAUUGAUAGUAUAACUGCUCACAGAAAACAUUAUUUUAGAGGAAAUAAACAUGUCUAUGCUGGCCUUAGAUCAAUGGUCAUGGAUUAUAGGGAAGCGUUGACAGAAGGUGGGUUUGUAUUUUCCCAACAGGUAGAUCAGAGCCCUAAAGGAACAGGAGCACAGGUUCUAAGUACUGUGACAUCUAUCCUAAGUCUAGUCAUCUGUACAUUCUUAUUACAGUAAAUACACAGUUUGGAACAGUGAUGUGACAACAAUUUAUCGAACAAGUAUCAGAAGGGGAUGGAACUGUUUUACCAUACCUUCCAGUUGAUUCCUUUGAAAUUAAUUUAAUAGCUCAUACAAAAAUUCCAAAACACCCUCAACGUUUUGUGGUAAGGAAAGAUUAUGAGACAUUAAUGAAAUUUUCUUCCCAUUUAACUUGAUGGUAACCAGUUCAAUCAUAUAUGAAAUCCAUAUUGUAUGAAAAAGUUGUUUGCCAUCCAAGAUGGCCAAAAUUCCUGAAAAAUUGAUGUAUUUUAAAAGAUGUUACUUAUUAUGUCUUUCCAAUCCAUGAAGACUUUGUUGUGUACAGUUAAUGGCUGUUCCAUAAAAACAUACAUGGGAAUCAGGGAAGGCACUUCCAAAUCUCAGCGAUGGGUGGAUGUCAUAUAUGUUUUUGCAUUGUGGAAAUAUAAGUAAAAUUUUAAUUUGCCUCUACAGGUGGUUACCCCAUUUUUAAAGUGCCUUCCCUGGGUACAAUGUAUGUUUAAAUGGAACAGCCCUAACUCAUGCCAGCAGUUUCUUAAAUUUAUAUUUACAUUUUUUUAUUAAAAAGAAUUGCAUCUAGAAAAAAAAUGAAUGAAGAACUUUGUAAACUAAUGCAAUGAUGAUUUGAAAUCAAAAAGUUUGACCAAUGUAUGAUAACAGAGAAUAGUUUCAAUACAUGUAAUGUACAUGUAUUAUGACUGAAAUUCUACUAUGCAACUAUUUAAUCAAAAGAUUUUUAAUCAAAGUCUGAAACAAAUGUUAUUUUUUUACUGAUAAAGAGGUUGUUUUUUUAUAAAUAGUCUUUAAUUAUAAUAGAUUUAUUAUAAGGCUAAAAAAUUAGUUGUUUUUUUUGUAAAAUAGUACAUGAAAUGUUUGUUGUAAUAAUCAGGAAAGAAUGAAAAUUUGAUAUUUUUAUCAAGUUUACCUGAAACAGUGUCCUUCAUGACACAUUUGUUUCAUCUUUUACCCUGGUAAAAAAUUUGAACCAGUUUUUCACUGUUUCAAUUAUAGACCUUUGAGGUAAUAUUAAAGCUAAGAGUUUAAAUUGAUUUUUUAUGAAGUUUCAAUUAUAUCAGCGGAAAGAAAACAUUUAAACCUAGGAUUGUUAAUUGAUCAUUUACAUAAGGAUAUGUAAUAUUAAAAUGAGUCUAUAUUUAGUUUGUUGUUUGAACUGGAAUAUUGGUAUUUUAUUCAUUAUAGAUUUUGUUAUUCAAUGUUUUGACUGAUGGUUUCGAUUGUUAUGCGCUAUGGAUAUAUAAAGAAUUUUUUAAUUGCUUUUCAUACAUGUAGAUCUGACAUUUAAAUACAUGUAUUGAUUUUUUGUACAUGUCAAUAGGUGUAAAUUUUAUCUCAUUGAAUUGUAUUUAAUUUAUGUUCUAUAUAAGAGAUUAAGUAUAUCUCCAUGUGGGAAUCUAACAGGUUUUGUAUAAAUAAAGGCAUGUGAAAAAAUAUAAACUUUCUACUUGUGAAACGUUAAUUUUGUACCACUCACUUUACGAGUAGCAAUAAAGGACUUCACUCCAAAUUAGCCAAAUUUUUUGGGAAAAUGAAUUUCAAAUUAAUGUCCAUACGUUUUCCCCUUUUGAUGGUAAAAUCUUUUGAAGAAAUUAUGAUGAAAGAAGUUCUUUUGAUAUUAUGCUCUAAAAAAAUAAUAUACUUAGUUUAAACAAUAUAUUCAUAGUUUGUCAGUAUUUUUUUAUCCAUAAGACCAUAAAUGUUUCUUGAUUUUUUCAAAAUGAAAAUGAAGAAAUUUCAAGUUAAACUUGGUGUGCAUGAACAAAAGUGUAUGAUACCUUCUGCUUGAUUCUCACAUGGAUUUCAAGGGU
Messenger RNA from Mytilus californianus (California mussel), 2662 nucleotides. RefSeq lists its product as uncharacterized. NCBI's taxonomy places the organism in Eukaryota, Metazoa, Mollusca, Bivalvia, Mytilida, Mytilidae. The coding region runs from base 84 to 812 and encodes 242 amino acids. The record is from RefSeq and is a predicted model, not a curated record. The transcript has 6 exons. Gene Ontology annotation, cellular component: acetylcholine-gated channel complex.